GGGUUGGCCGAUGGGCAUCCACAAUAUGUCUCAUCUGAAGGAGCUUGUGGGUUGUACAAGGUGCUGGUUCCUCUAUGGAGAUGUGGGAUUCCAUAUACGGUGAUGCAAUUUUCAUGCUUUGAGACUAUUGUUGAGUUGUACACCCUAACACUCAAAGACAAGUGCAGCAAGCCUUUUCAACUUGGAGUUUGCUUUCCUGUUAAUUAUAUAGCCAUGAAAGCUAUUCAAAUUGAUUCCACUACAAAAGUAAUUAAAGAAAGAGCUCCCAAAGUUGAAUUUGUGAAGAAGCACAAAGUGAAAUAUGGCAUCAUUGUUUUACUGGGAAAGAAGCGCUCAAUGGAUCGGUUUCCAGUUUUAGUUUUUUUAUUCACACCCCAUGUAAAUGUAUAUAUACUAAAAAUCCAAUUUAGUGGUACAUUAUUUAUUAAUGUUA
Molecule: messenger RNA, 433 nt
Organism: Cuscuta epithymum
Lineage: Eukaryota; Viridiplantae; Streptophyta; Magnoliopsida; Solanales; Convolvulaceae
Source: the annotation of a GenBank genome assembly